GCAGGGGCGACUGCAGGCUGAAUAAUCGUCAAAUUCUGACCUCGUCGUUUCACUGCUAGCAGGAUCAGAUUACAUUUCUUUUAUUAUUCACUCCUCGGCUUCUUGAUCUCUUUAAGAGAAGAAGUAGAAAAGAUAAAUCCUGUCUCCAAUGCCUGGAAAGGAAAACAAAAUAACCUCAACUCCGUUUUGAAAAAAAUCUUUCCAAGAACUUUCUCCAGAGAUUUUACUUAGAUGAUUCAUACAAUGAAGAAAAAACACAUUUUUUGUGUUUCCAUAUGUUUGCUGCUUACUGGUGCCCCUGCCCUUCUUAACGCUGCUUCUGAUGACAGAGAAGAAGAGCACACAAGCAUUCCAGAUACUGAGUUGCCACCAUUGAAACUUCUAAAUUCAUUUUGUGCACUGAAGGCAGAUGAUGGCCCAUGUAAAGCAAUGAUAAAAAGAUUUUUUUUCAAUAUUCACACUCAACAGUGUGAAGAAUUUAUAUAUGGGGGAUGUAAAGGGAAUCAGAAUCGAUUUGAAAGUCUGGAAGAGUGCAAAGAAAAAUGUGUAAGAGAUUAUCCAAAGAAGUUUACAAAAGAGACAUUGCAAAAAGCACCACAACAUGAAUGCAUCCAUUCCAGUCAACAGCAUCGAAAUGCCCACCGUAAGAAAGGAGAGUUUCCCAAGCAACACACGGAACACAACUCCAAGAACGUGGCUGCCCCCAGCAGUGUGCUCUCAAUGUCAAGGAAACAUUGCCCAGAAAAGCCAGAAUUCUGUUUUUUGGAAGAAGAUGCUGGACCUUGUCGAGGUUACAUUACCAGAUAUUUCUACUACAAUCAGUCAAAACAGUGUGAACGUUUCAAGUACGGUGGGUGCCUAGGCAAUUUAAAUAACUUUGAUUCAUUGGAAGAAUGCAAGAACACGUGUGAGGAUACAUUGAAUGAAUUCCAGGUGGAUGAUUAUAAAACCCAGCUUGUUGAUAUGAAUAAUAACUCCCUGACUCCCCAACCUACCAAAAGUUCCAGUUUUUGGGAAAGCAAGAAACUAUCAAGCUGGCAGAAAGCAACUCUCCCCCGGAUGGAUCUGAAGCAUGGCAAACGUUACUGUGACUUAAUCUACAAUGAGGGAUGUGAAAGUCCAGCCCAGUCCCACACUGACCUGACCAUAUUCUGUGUGACUUGCUUCAGCCCUGAGCGCCACACCUAAGAAAUAUCAAAAAGAGUAGGAAACAUAUUUACAUUUUUACAGGACUUGAAAGUAUAAAGAGACCUGAACACUAGAGGGAAGAUUGCAUCUUCUCAGUAUUUGAAACAUUAUCAUACAAAAGGAGGGUUGAAUUCUGUAUAUGCUUCACUCUUCAGGCCUCCCCUCAUUUCAAUCCCCACAUCCCCACCCUUCUUUACCACCCUUGGCCCAGUCUAAGCAUCAGAAUUAAUGAGCAAAAUCAUUCUGUAACAUGUUUUUGUUUUAAUUUGAGAUCUUCAAAACCUGGGUGACUGCCUCAGGGAUUAGUGAGUUCCCCGAAUUGCAGGCAUUCAAGCUGUGUUCUAAAAGCACUUUUUGAUGUAAUAAAAGGGAUGCAAACUUUCAGUGGAGAUGGACAAUAUGGUAUAUUCAAAAUGCCUAAAGGUCCUUAGAUUUGAUAUUUAGAGCAAUGAAUUCAAUGCCAGAUGAAUUUCAAUCUAAUGUUUAAAUAAUUCUUUGUAAUAAGGGUAACAUAAGCAUCUUUGUGGUUCUGAUUUUUCGUCUGUAAAAUUAAGUAGUUUUGUUACACAAUUUAUUUAUGACCUUCCAGCUGUAUGUAUUUCAAUGGCAUUUUGUUUUAUCCGGUUAAAUAUCUCAUGCUAAAUGGCAUAUUAAGUAUUAUUGCUGUUGAAAACGUGAAAGUUUUGAAUGACAAACUUAACAGGUUUAAAGGCACAUGUGAAACAAUAUAUCUACAGAUAAAAGGAAUGCGUGGAAAACAGUUUUCAUUAUGUUUUGUUUGGAUACCAACUCAAAUGGAGAUCUUUAGUCAUUUGUUUUUAAAAUGAGUACAGUAGUUUAAGGGAGGAUUUUGCCUUAAAGUAUUAUGAAAUAUAUUAUUCAUGAUUUUCAGCAGGCAUACCACAAAGUUAGAAAGGAGGAAAUAAAGAAAAUAAGUGAGAAAGUAAUAUUAAUGAAUUUUAAGUACAAAAAUAUGUCCUCUUUAGUCUUUAUGCAGAUGCAUAUUGAAAAGUGUAACAAAUAAAUUGUUAUGAAUAAAUGAUUAAGGUCACUGUAAAAAUUGACAACAUGGACUUAUAAGAUAGAAAACAAUAAGAGGAUUUUGUUUAGUAGAUAUUUAAGGGAUAAUGUUUUGAUAGUAACUGCAUUUUAAAUUCAGGCAAAUGUCUGCUUUAUUCAUCUGGAGAAUUUCUUUUAUUUUUUAUUUUAUGUAUAUAUACUUGCCUCAAAAUCUAUAUUCCUCUAACAAAUUUGACCCUUUUCUCUCUUUUUAUAGGAACAUAAAAUAUUCUUUUCUUUUUCUUUUAUUUUGUAACCUUCCUAAUUUAAAACAUGCAGCAAUAUUCAGUAAUUUAUGAGAAACUUGGUACUAAAGGG
Messenger RNA from Choloepus didactylus (southern two-toed sloth), 2565 nucleotides. It is a transcript of the gene TFPI, whose product is annotated as tissue factor pathway inhibitor. The record is from RefSeq and is a predicted model, not a curated record. Gene Ontology annotation, molecular function: serine-type endopeptidase inhibitor activity. The coding region runs from base 232 to 1188 and encodes 318 amino acids. The transcript is spliced from 8 exons. Gene Ontology annotation, biological process: negative regulation of peptidase activity. Gene Ontology annotation, cellular component: extracellular region. NCBI's taxonomy places the organism in Eukaryota, Metazoa, Chordata, Mammalia, Pilosa, Megalonychidae.